AUGGCGCGCAUAGUCUGGGUCGACGUGGCAGAGCGGGCAGGGGAGCAAGGAAAGGAGGAUCUUCUGAGGAAACUGACCGCUCUGAACCUCAUUCUUGGGUUUGCCAUUGCUCUAAAACACCGAUUGCGCUUCGAGCCUGACGUGGCCUAUGACGAUCUUGCGGGCCUCAUCGGCUACUUGGACACGUUUGCAAGGGAAGCUCAUGAUCCUGCCAUGGUCCAUCCUCCUCCCAAGUCUACUUGGAAAGCAGCGGGGGAGUAUCUGGGGUUUUCAUUCGCGGAGUCCAAUCCUAGGAAGCGCAUCAAACGGGCCAAGAAGCCCUUGGGGAAUCUUCCGCUGGAGAUCCUCAACCACCUGUCCGUUUACGUUAACACGGUUAUCAAAGAAAAUGCUCUGCCUUCCGCAGGUCAUCAAGCACAGCUGAUCCAGGGUUUGGCGUCCCUUAAUGAAGUCCUGACUGGAACCGAACGAGUCCUCGACACCCCUCUUCCAGCAGCGUAUAGUAUUGCGAUUGCGCAAAUCGCGUGGAUCUACGUGCUGGUAUUGCCCUUUCAGCUGUAUGAAAUGCUGCAAUGGAUCACCAUCCCAGGCUCUGUUGUUGCCGCAUACAUCAUCAUCGGCCUGGCCACCAUCGGCGUAGAAAUCGAAAACCCCUUUGGUCACGACGUCAACGAUCUCCCUCUUGACACGUACUGCCGCCAGCUCGCCCUGGAACUGGACAUUAUCAAGGCCAUUCCCCCGCCAACCAUUAACGAAUUUGCCAUGAGAGAUGAGAAUUUUGUUAUGUACCCGUUGAGUAUGAGGGGCUAUUCACACUGGAAGGAGACUAGUGUUGAGGAUAUCCGAGCGGCGCUGAGGGCGAAGGUCGUCGCGAAUGUGAAUUCCCCGACGACGGUGCUUGGGUUCAAGGGAUCAGUUAUGGAGACGUCGGCCCGUUUGGAUGAGGCGUCGGUUUGA
This is a messenger RNA of Monascus purpureus, 957 nucleotides long. Lineage: Eukaryota; Fungi; Ascomycota; Eurotiomycetes; Eurotiales; Aspergillaceae. The record is from the annotation of a GenBank genome assembly.